This is a messenger RNA of Clonostachys solani, 909 nucleotides long. The record is from the annotation of a GenBank genome assembly. Lineage: Eukaryota; Fungi; Ascomycota; Sordariomycetes; Hypocreales; Bionectriaceae.
AUGAUGGCAACCACUGUACUCGGAGGUACUCGCGCUCAUGCUGGUUACGCUGCCGACACCUAUUCCGACUUACAGCUGGGCAGGUUUUCGAAGAAUCACAUCCCGAUCACAGCAGCGGUAGAGCUGACCGAGGUCGCCAAACAGAUCUUCCUAGCCAACAGCGUCAUCUACAACUGGAGCAUCAUGACCUCGAAGCUAUCCAUCCUAUUCUUCUAUCAUCGAAUCCUCGCGACCGACACCGUACUGAAGCGGUUCCUGCAGUGUGCCGGUGGAGCGAUAAUAGCCAACUGCAUUGCAGUCACCUUUGCCCUGAUCUUCUCAAACAACCCCAUCCAAGGCCAGUGGGAACAGACCACCCAUUCGACGGCGAUAAACAGCAGGAUAUUUUGGAUCUCCACCGCCGCUCUUAACCUCGUGUUUGACAUUGUCGUUCUGGCGGCCCCGCAGGCCAAGAUUUGGAGGAAGCAUAUGCCCAGCCAGCGGAAGACGGCAAUUUGUCUCCUCUUCCUCCUUGGUUUCUGUGUUUGUGUAUUCACCAUCGUGCGCCUGGUAUAUGUCGCCCGUGCCAACCUAAAUAACAUGACUUUCGAAAUCAACAUGCUUGGAAUCUGGACCUGUCUCGAAGCAAAUUUGUCCAUUCUCUGCGCCUGCUUACCAGCGGUCUAUUCCCUGUUCAGGGGCACGAGAAAUAGCGGUCCUUCUGAACCAACCAUGUACCGUCACGAUUCCGUGCCGUCCUCUGACAAGCUGUAUCUCGAACUCGGCUCCGGCGCACACCUCUCGUACCCGGGGAGCUACCACGUCAGAGUGCAGUCACCUAGUGUGGGCAGCAGAGACGACCUGACCCCCCUGGGGCCGAUCCGGGUGGAGAGGAGUUAUGGCUUCAGCGUGAGAGAUUUACAACCGUGA